GGUGAUGAGUAAGGAUCAGGGGAAGGCCGACAGGGCGGCUAUCCAGGUGGGAGCCAGGUACACUCCACCCAGCCGGCACUAAGAGGGAGAUGAGAAGCCCCACGGGCAGUCCUCGUUCCCGUGGGUGUCUCCACACAGCAGCUCUCUGCUGGGAACACGCUGCAGUGGGGAGCAGCGGCUGCGGGAGGUCCCUGGAGCUCGUAGGAGAGACGUUCCUGGCAGCAGCGCAGGAGCCAUGAGCCGCUGAGGCCGCCGGGCCCCGCCGGGCCUGCCGCCCGUCCGCCCUUCGCGCUCUGCCCCAUGUCCCCGCGCGGCCGCCGUCGCCGGCGGGGCCGUUGCCAUGGCGGGGGCGCGCGGGAAGCGCGGGCCCGGCGCGGCCAUGGCGGACGAGCUGUACCUGGAGAACAUCGACGAGUUCGUCACCGACCACAACCGCAUCGUGACAUACAAAUGGCUGAGCUACACCCUGGGCGUCCACGUCAACCUGGCUAAACAAAUGCUCUAUGAUUAUGUGGAGAGGAAACGGAAGGAGAACUCAGGAGCUCAGCUCCACGUCACCUACCUAGUAGCAGGAAACCUCCUCCAGAAUGGCCAUGUUUGCCACAAGGUUGCAGUAGUGAGGGAGGAUAAACUCGAAGCAAUGAAAUCUAAGCUGUCCACAGUUGCCAGUGUGCAUGUGUACAGCAUUCAGAAGGCCCUGCUGAAGGACAGCUCCCCCCUCUACAACACCGACUAUGACAUCGUCAAAACAAACCUGCAGCACUGCAGCAAGUUCAGUGCCAUCUGCUGUGCUGCCGCUGUGCCCAGGACGCCGCCUGACGCUCCCCGAGUGCCGGCACCCGCGCAGAGCACCCAGGGCCAGAGGGACCCUGAUGCUGCCGGUGUGGUCAAUGGCCACGGGCCCCCAGCUGCCAAGCCCCCCCCACAGCAGCACGGAGGGAUCAUGGGCAUGUUUGCAGCCAAAGCAGCGGCUAAACCCCAGGGCACACCGAAGGAGGCCAAAGCGGAGGCCAAGGAGGCCCCAGGUGUGUCUGCAGCAAGCAGCAAGCCACCAAUUAAGAACAACAUCAUGAACAACUUCUUUGGAAAAGCUGCUAUGAAUAAACUCAAAGCCAGCUCUGUGCCUGAGCAGCCAAAGGAGGAGAAGGAAGCAGUGAAGCCUUCAGUUGCUGUAGCAGAACCAGAGUCAUCUCCUAAUACUGCAGCAGAGAAACCUGGGAAGAAAACAGAGUCUGCUAGAAUUCAGCAAAAGGACAAGAAAAGUAAAACGAAGAGAGCAGAUAGGUCAGAUGACGAGGACGAAAGAGAUCCUGAAAGUGUCAAGAAAAGGAGGAAGAGAAUCAAACAACUUCAGUCUGACAGCAGUGAUGAAGAAGCAGACGUCCCACUGUCUCCCACACCCGAGGAAGAGAGAGCUCCUUCUCCACCACCUGUAUCUGCUCUGAAAACUGAACUGGAGCCUGCAUCCACAGAGGUGUCAGCUGCAGGGAGGAAGAGGAAGCGGAAGCGUGUGCUGAAAUCCAAGAUGUUUAUUGAUGAGGAGGAAGGCUGCAUGGUGACUGAGAAGGUUUACGAGAGCGAAUCCUGCACGGACAGCGAGGAUGAAUUCCCCAAGCCCAAGGCACCAGCUCCACACAAACAGCCUGUGCUGCCCACAAAGAGAGAGCCAAAGGAAGAAAGGAAGAACCUGAAGAAAGGGGCAGCUCCUGCCAACAGAGCCAACAAACAAGUCUCCAUCAUGGGCUUUUUCCAGAAGAAAUGAACUGGGUCUAUCUCCCAGUGCCCUUGGCAGCUUGGGAGUGUUGCUCCCUUUUUUUUGUGUGGCUCUCUGCAAGCUGCUGCUGCUUGUGGAGGCCAACAUGCAACCCCUGGUUACGCAAGGUGUCCUGCUUACUGUGUAAGGAAGCCCUCUGGACUAGAUUUUGUAUCAGAGAAAAGUUUUUAUUUGUUACUGCAGUAAUUUCAGUCAUCUUCACUAAGCGGUGUGGGAACUUCCAGCUAAAAGCAACAUUUAGAGGAGCUCUUGAAAGACUGCUAAAUCUGUUAACAUGAAAUUGUAUUUUUGGUGCUAAGUUAGGAGAGGGAUUGUGGAGUUUUCCUCCCCUCUUUGUACACCCUCAACUCUUCAGACUGAUCCAGAUGUUCACAUUGGAUAGAAGCCGUAAUGCAGCAGGUCCUCAGGCACAGACACAAAUACUGAACAUCUGCUUCAGUUUUAACUGAAUGAAAUGUACUUCAUUUCCCCCCUAAGACUGGUAAAUAGUUUUUGCUCUGCCUUUCAUAAUCUUUU
Poecile atricapillus (Black-capped chickadee) is the source of this 2290-nucleotide messenger RNA. RefSeq names its product DNA polymerase delta 3, accessory subunit (gene POLD3). The record is from RefSeq and is a predicted model, not a curated record. Gene Ontology annotation, cellular component: nucleus; delta DNA polymerase complex. Lineage: Eukaryota; Metazoa; Chordata; Aves; Passeriformes; Paridae. Bases 341 to 1762 code for a protein of 473 amino acids. Gene Ontology annotation, molecular function: DNA-directed DNA polymerase activity. Gene Ontology annotation, biological process: DNA strand elongation involved in DNA replication; DNA synthesis involved in UV-damage excision repair; DNA replication. The transcript has 12 exons.